This is a messenger RNA of Boleophthalmus pectinirostris (great blue-spotted mudskipper), 2628 nucleotides long. It is a transcript of the gene gcgra, whose product is annotated as glucagon receptor a. The transcript is spliced from 14 exons. Bases 103 to 1701 code for a protein of 532 amino acids. Gene Ontology annotation, biological process: cell surface receptor signaling pathway; adenylate cyclase-activating G protein-coupled receptor signaling pathway. Lineage: Eukaryota; Metazoa; Chordata; Actinopteri; Gobiiformes; Gobiidae. The record is from RefSeq and is a predicted model, not a curated record. Gene Ontology annotation, cellular component: plasma membrane. Gene Ontology annotation, molecular function: glucagon receptor activity; gastric inhibitory peptide receptor activity; peptide hormone binding.
UCUCAGGACAACACAAAAACAGGUCAAUACAGACUGACCCUGUCCCCUGACCUGAACCCUCCCAGUCUGAAUCUUCAUUACGCCACCACUGGACUGACUUUAAUGGAAAUCCUCCGAGCCUGGGCAGCGUGGCGGGCCUCGAUAAGCUCCCCUUAUGAGGUGAAAAUCCACUCUUCAUCGCCCAGUCGCCCCCCUCUUCCCACAAACAAAGCAAACGGCAUGUCCCGGCUGUUCCUCUUUUUGGCAAUGGUAGUUCUCUCCUGCAGUGUCCAGGUGUGCCCUGCUGUGUCCCUGGAUAAGCUGCAGGAGAGCUGGAAAAUGUACACAGAAGAAUGUGACCGCAACAACAGCCGGGAUCCUCCCAGCAGCGGUGUAGUUUGUAACAGGACUUUUGACGAUUAUGCUUGCUGGCCUGAUGGUCUCCCGAACACAACUGUGAGUGUGUCCUGUCCUUGGUACCUGCCCUGGUUUGAUGAAGUUCAGAACGGUAUGAUUUACAAAGAGUGUGAUGCUAACGGCCAAUGGGUUAACACCAAGAACACCAGCGAGUGUGACUCAAAUGACCCUAGCGUGCACUAUUACAACUACAUUCGGAUUAUGUACACAGUGGGCUAUUCCUUAUCUUUUGUGGCUUUGGUGUUGGCACUCGGCAUCCUCAUAUUUUUCAGAAAACUCCACUGCAUGAGGAACAACAUCCACAUGAACCUGUUUGCUUCGUUCAUCCUGAGAGCCCUGUCCAUUCUCAUCAAAGACGCUUUGGUUGACGCCAACAUCGUGUCACGUGACCUGAGAACUGACCAGGACUCAGGCUUCCCUCAGGCGUCCAUGCCUCCUGUGGAGAUGCUGGUCAACAAUGAGACCACAUUUGGCUGUCGGAUUGCAGUAGUUAUGAUGCAGUACAGUAUUAUGGCCAACAGCUACUGGCUCCUGGUUGAAGGCAUCUACCUCCACAACCUGCUCGUCAUCACCGUGUUUACAGAGAGGAACUACUUCAAAAUCUACCUGUGCAUUGGCUGGGGAACACCACUCAUUUUCCUCGUGCCAUGGGUCACGGUGAAAUACCUUUAUGAAAACGAGGAAUGUUGGAGCCAAAAUAUAAACAUGAAUUUCUGGUGGAUCAUACGUUCUCCAAUCCUCCUGGCUGUUGUGAUAAAUUUCCUGAUAUUUAUUCAUAUAAUCCGAAUCCUUGUUUCAAAACUACGGGCGCACCAGAUGAGAUAUUCUGAUUACAAAUUCAGAUUAGCAAAGUCCACGCUCACUCUGAUCCCUCUGUUGGGAAUCCAUCAGAUGUUCUUCAUAUUCGUCACAGAUGAAACAACGUCUAGCACCAUCACUCUUCGGCUCACCAAGCUCUUUGUCGACCUUUUCUUCUCCUCUUUUCAGGGUCUGUUGGUGGCCAUUUUGUACUGCUUCGUUAACAAAGAGGUUCAGUCAGAGAUCCUAAAGAAGUGGAAACGUUGGAAACUGGGCAGGAAUAUCGAGGAGGAAUACCGACAUACGUACAGCAACACGCCCAACACCAAGACCGGUAGCCUGUUGCACCACGUGGCUCCCCUCCCGGAGACCACCACCACUCUGUGCAGCCCCGAGGAGAGACGCAUGCUGGUCCCUGGCACCCACAACGGCCUGGACAACAGCAAAGACCCCUGCAUAUACCCCCUACAGGAACGAACAUCGGACAGGGGAAGCUGUGAGGAUUGAGUGGAUAUGGCAAACUGCCCCAUGAAGUGUGAAGAGGUGAAAAGAGCGCAUCAAAAAAGACCAUUUCAGUCCUUGUUCUGAAUGUUGGAAUAGAAAACAGAAAAGACCACAACACUGGGAAUGCGCUGUUUGUAUUGUCAGUGAGGACAUAGACCGCUGCAUGCUGAACAACGCCAUUAAAGAUAUUAAAACAGAUGAGCCAUUUUAUUUCAUUUGGAAAACCAUAAGAGUUAAACUAUGUGAAACCUCAAAUUUCGAGGAAAGACCUUUCAAAUGUCUGAGCAGUAUUGUGGUACCAGAGACAAGGAUGACUACAAUCGACCAAACGACAGACCUUAAGAACAGUGGAGAAUUGUAUUUUCCAGCUUUGCUCUAUCUGUAAAUGUGUUAAUAGGAAAAAUAGAAAAAUAAGUUAUGUAUGUAAUGUGUACCUCAUGCACAAAGGUGAACUGUGUUGCUCAAGCAGUCCAAUGGGAAAUUGGCAGCUGCUCUCCCUAGGUCAUUCCUGGCAUGACAUGAAAGGAGGUCAUGGGAUGUUAUGGGAUCAAAUAUACAUAAGCUACAAUGAUCAUGGCUUUACUUAGUUACGUGGUGUACAAAUAGGUAGUAGUUUAUAUGUGAACGUCUCAUUCAAAUGCGGACAGUAACAGCAUGUUUUGGCAGCGAUUUGUUCAGUUUUUUUUCCUCUUCAUGCUAAUGUACCAUAUACUAUAAGCUCUGGUUACGUUUAUGCAGCUAAGAUUCGAAAUCCACCCUGAUGCAAGCAGAUAGAGAAAAUCCAGCUCUUGAUUCAAGGUUAAAAAUAAUCUUCAGAUCAACCUGGCCCAUAAAAGCAUACAUGCAUAAAGGAUAAGGGCAACUAUAACUGGGAUGCAACAUGUCACCUAUGCUAACCGGGUGUUAGUUUAAAUAUAGACUGGCAUUUGA